AUGAGUGACAAGAAAGAGGAGUUCAAAGCCGGGAUCAUGGACCGGAAACGGUCGCCCAAUCGCCUCGUUGUGGACGAAGCCCUGAACGACGACAACUCGGUCGUGGCCCUCAGCAUGGCCAAGAUGGAGGAGCUGCAGCUCUUCCGAGGGGACACGGUGCUGCUCAAGGGCAAGAAGGGUCACGAGACCGUCUGUGUCGUGCUCCAGGACGAGACCGUGGACGACCACAAUGUCCGCAUGAACAAAGUCGUGCGCAAGAAUCUGCGCGUGCGGCUGGGCGACGUCGUGGGCCUCCACACGUGUGGAGACGUGCCCUACGGCAAACGCAUCCACGUGCUGCCCAUCGACGAUACAAUCGAAGGCGUGACUGGCAACCUCUUUGACGUGUACCUCAAGCCCUACUUUGUGGAAGCCUAUCGUCCGGUGAAAAAGGGUGAUCUGUUCCUCGUCCGGCAGGCCAUGCAUCCGGUGGAAUUUAAGGUGGUGGAGACGGAACCAGGUCCUUACUGUAUCGUCGCUCCGGAUACGAUCAUCCACUGUGAAGGCGAACCCGUCCGUCGCGAAGACGAGGAAAAAAUGGAUGAGGUUGGCUACGACGAUAUUGGCGGAUGUCGUCGCCAGAUGGCUCAGAUCCGCGAAAUGAUUGAGCUGCCACUGCGUCAUCCGCAGUUGUUUAAGACACUGGGGACGCUGAUUGCGCGGGCUGUGGCAAACGAGACGGGCGCUUUUUUCUUUUUGAUCAACGGUCCCGAAAUCAUGUCAAAAAUGGCGGGAGAGUCAGAAAGCAAUUUGCGUAAGGCUUUUGAGGAGGCGGAGAAGAAUGCACCGGCUAUCAUUUUUAUUGAUGAAAUUGACUCGAUUGCGCCGAAGCGUGAGAAAACCAAUGGUGAGGUGGAGCGACGUAUUGUAUCGCAGUUACUCACGCUGAUGGACGGUCUGAAGCAGCGUGCCAGCGUGGUGGUAAUUGGUGCUACGAAUCGACCUAACAGCAUGGAUCCUGCUCUUCGUCGUUUUGGUCGUUUUGACCGUGAAAUCGAUAUUGGCGUUCCAGACGAGAAUGGACGUCUUGAAAUCUUUCGUAUUCAUACGCGCAAUAUGAAGUUAGACGAUGAUGUGGACCCGGAGAUGAUUGCCCGUGACACGCAGGGUUUUGUGGGCGCUGAUAUGGCAGCUUUGUGUACCGAGGCUGCGCUACAGUGUAUUCGUGAGAAGAUGGAUGUGAUUGACAUCGAGGAUGAGACGAUUGACGCCGAGAUUUUGGAUGCGAUGUCGGUCACUCAGGCGCACUUUAAGUACGCUCUCGGCGUAUCGAACCCGUCUUCGCUACGUGAAACGACGGUGGAAGUGCCUUCGGUUACGUGGAAGGAUAUUGGUGGUUUGGAAAGUGUCAAGCGCGAGUUGCUGGAGCUGGUGCAAUACCCCGUGGAGCACCCGGAAAAGUUUGAAAAGUAUGGUCUUAGCCCGUCAAAGGGUGUACUCUUCUAUGGCCCACCCGGUUGUGGUAAGACACUUCUGGCUAAAGCUGUGGCCAAUGAAUGCCAGGCGAAUUUCAUCUCGAUCAAGGGUCCUGAACUUUUGACCAUGUGGUUUGGCGAGUCUGAGGCUAAUGUCCGUGAGGUGUUCGACAAGGCACGCGGUGCCGCUCCAUGUGUCCUGUUUUUUGAUGAGCUGGACUCCAUUGCCCAACAGCGUGGCAGCAGCGCUGGCGAUGCUGGCGGUGCCGGUGAUCGUGUCAUGAACCAGCUUUUGACGGAGAUGGAUGGAAUGGGCGCGAAGAAGAACGUGUUUAUCAUCGGUGCCACGAACCGCCCUGAUAUCAUCGACCCAGCCUUGAUGCGUCCGGGCCGUUUGGAUCAGCUUAUUUUCAUCCCGAUGCCUGACUUUGAGUCGCGUCUGAGCAUUCUGCGUUCUGUGCUUCGUAAGAGCCCUGUGUCCAAGGAUGUGGAUCUUAACUUUCUAGCCCAGCAGACAGAUAAGUUUUCAGGUGCCGAUCUUACGGAAAUUUGCCAGCGUGCUGCCAAGUUGGCAAUUCGCGAGAGCAUUGCCCGCGACAUGGAGCGCGAUCGUCUCCGUGCUGAGGCUGGUGACGAAAUGGACGAUAUUGAGGAGGAGGAUCCGGUGCCAGAGAUUACGCCGCGCCACUUUGAGGAGGCCGUGCGUAAUGCGCGCCGCUCAGUCAGUGACCGUGACUUGGCACAGUACUCUACCUUUGCACAAACGCUUCAGCAGGCACGUUCGCAUGUGACAGCAGGCGGAUCUUCGUUGGCCAACUUUUCGUUUCCAGGCCGCAACGUCAGUGCUAACACUGGCAGUGGUGCUGCUGUGGCGGCUGACGAAGAAGAUGAGGAGGAUCUUUACAGCUAA
Molecule: messenger RNA, 2364 nt
Organism: Peronospora matthiolae
Lineage: Eukaryota; Oomycota; Peronosporomycetes; Peronosporales; Peronosporaceae
Source: the annotation of a GenBank genome assembly